AUGGAAUCCGCUUUGGUUCCUGAGCAGUUUUAUGGAUCAUCCUAUAUUGCUAGCGUUGAACCACCUCCAGAAGGACAAGUAAGUUUUGAAGAUACUGAAACAGACCUCUCCUCUGAAUUUUCUUCAAGCUCGAACACAAGCCAGAGGAGCAGAUUGGAGUCUAAGGGAUGCAUAGAAGUUUUCCUCCGCGUCAGGCCAUUUACAUCAUUGGAAAGAGAAAACGGAUCAAAGGACUGUGUUUCACUUGAAGACUCGACAAAUAUUAUACUUAAGACCCCCCAACACUUUUUGAAUCGCCCAAGUGAGAAAACUGCAGGACCGAUGUUACAGAGAUUCACAUUUUCGCAAGUGUUUGGCCCUGAAACAACUCAAGCAGAAUUCUUUGAAGGUACCAUGAACCAACAAGUACAAGAUUUCCUAGAUGGAUAUAAUCGUGUUGUUUUUACAUAUGGUGUUACGAAUUCUGGAAAAACUUACACUUUUCAAGGAACAGAAGGUAAUGUUGGAAUUCUGCCAAGGACUCUGGCUAUGUUGUUUAAAAGUUUUGAAGGAAGGCUGUACACAGAAAUGAAUCUCAAACCCCAUCGGUGUAGAGAUUAUAUAAAGCUCACUGAAAAACAAGCGAGAGAAGAAACUGCUAUUAAAACUUCAUUACUUCGUCUCAUAAAAGAGGUAGACCACCAGAUUAACACUAGCAACAAAGCACCUAUAGAUUCUCAGGAUUUGGAAGAUAUCUCAAAACACUCAGAGCAAUCUAUCACAGCUGCAACAAAUUACAUCAAGUUUUCUGUUUGGAUUUCAUUUUUUGAGAUUUACAAUGAACGCUUUUAUGAUCUCUUAAUUCCUACAUCAAAUGAGAAGAAAAGAAAAACACUGCGCCUCGCUCAAGACAUCAAGGGAUGUCCUUUUGUAAAAGAUCUGCGGUGGGUUCAGAUUUCAGACUCUAAAGAAGCUUUUCGACUUCUAAAACUGGGGUUGAAACACCAGAGUAUUGCAAGCACGAAAUUAAAUAAUUGCUCCAGCAGAAGUCACAGAAUAUUCACAAUUAAAGUACUAAAAAUUGAAGAUUCAGGAGGAACACCAAGGGUGACCCGAGUCAAUGAAUUGUCGUUGUGUGAUCUUGCUGGUUCUGAAAGAUAUACCAAGACCUGCAAUGAGGGUGACAGAUUGAAAGAGAGUGGAAAUAUAAAUACCUCUCUCCUGACUCUAGGCAAGUGUCUUAAUGCACUCAAGAACAGGCAGCAGUCAAAGUUGCAGCGGCAAAUACCCUUUCGGGAAAGCAAGCUAACGCAUUUCCUUCAAGGCUUUUUCAGUGGAAAAGGGAAGGUCUAUAUGAUAGUGAACAUCAGCAAAUGUUCAUCAUCAUAUGAGGAAACACUCAAUGUGCUAAAGUUCUCAGCCAUGGCACAAAAAGUUUUAGUUAUGGAAACACCUGUUCUUCCUCAAGAUCUGUCAUUUUGCCAGAAAUCAGCAGGAGACUCAUCACUGCUUAAUGUCCGUAGAAUGCAAAUCCCAAGGAAAAGAGAUACUAUCUUGGAAGAUGUGUAUGAAUGUGAUGAAGAGAUGGAGGAACAGUGCAAUAUGUCAAAAGAAGAAGCAGUGCAAGAACAUAACGUUGUUAUGUCAAAAGAAAAAUACAUGAUGCUGGUGAAUCUGGUAGAAGAGCUGAGGAACGAACUUAUUACUGAAAAGCAAAAUAAUCUACUGCUGGAAAUGAAAAUUCGUGAAGAAGUGGUUCAAGAAUACAUGCAUUAUUUUCUUCAGCAGGAAGUGGAUUUCAAAGAGUGCCUUGCUCAAGAACGAGCACAUCUUGAAGAAAAUUCUGAAGAACAUCUGGAAAUCUUCAAGAAGCAUGCAAGUAGUUCCACUGAAAAUGCAGAUGAAAGAAGUGAAUCACAAGAUGGGCCUUGCAGUGAUCAAGCUGCAUCUCUGGUAUUUUUAUGUCUGCCCUAAAUAUCCCUUUUAGUAACUAACUGUUGUGAUUGGUAUAGUGAUAUCAUUACUAAAUUGAACAAAGGUGUCUGUAGUGAAACUCCAUGUGUCAGCUUGAAAAUAACAUUGAAGUACAAUAAAAUUAAAUGAAACUUGA
Oenanthe melanoleuca is the source of this 2089-nucleotide messenger RNA. Its product is annotated as kinesin-like protein KIF20B. The transcript is spliced from 15 exons. Gene Ontology annotation, cellular component: spindle microtubule; nucleus. The coding region runs from base 1 to 1953 and encodes 650 amino acids. NCBI's taxonomy places the organism in Eukaryota, Metazoa, Chordata, Aves, Passeriformes, Muscicapidae. Gene Ontology annotation, biological process: microtubule-based movement; mitotic spindle assembly. Gene Ontology annotation, molecular function: ATP binding; plus-end-directed microtubule motor activity; microtubule binding. The record is from RefSeq and is a predicted model, not a curated record.